Thermothielavioides terrestris NRRL 8126 is the source of this 357-nucleotide messenger RNA. RefSeq lists its product as uncharacterized. Gene Ontology annotation, biological process: autophagy; peptidyl-serine phosphorylation. The annotation marks the transcript as partial. Gene Ontology annotation, cellular component: cytoplasm. NCBI's taxonomy places the organism in Eukaryota, Fungi, Ascomycota, Sordariomycetes, Sordariales, Chaetomiaceae. The record is from RefSeq and is a predicted model, not a curated record. Gene Ontology annotation, molecular function: ATP binding; protein serine/threonine kinase activity. The transcript has a single exon.
AUGGAGUACCUCCCGCAUGGUGACUUAGGAAAGCAUCUUGUCCAGCCCCUACCUGAACACGAGGCAAAGAUUAUUGGCAAACAGGUGCUAGCGGGACUGAAGCACAUGCACGAGAACAGCUUCGUCCACCGGGACCUGAAACCGCAGAACAUCCUCGUUGUCUACCCCGGUCCAGAUUGGUUGGUGCAGAUCUCCGACUUUGGCAUCAGCAGACGGCUCGACGAAGACAACACGGUCACCAAGAAUCAGGGAACGCUGGGCUUCAUGGCGCCCGAAACGCUUGGCCUUAUUCCCGAGGGAUCCUCGCCGUAUGCCAUGGACAUAUGGUCGUUGGGGGCCCUUCUGUUCGUUGUCCUA